Nestor notabilis (Kea) is the source of this 2066-nucleotide messenger RNA. It is a transcript of the gene CNTN2, whose product is annotated as contactin 2 (axonal). The annotation marks the transcript as partial. Lineage: Eukaryota; Metazoa; Chordata; Aves; Psittaciformes; Psittacidae. The record is from RefSeq and is a predicted model, not a curated record. Gene Ontology annotation, molecular function: cell-cell adhesion mediator activity. The transcript has 14 exons. Gene Ontology annotation, biological process: cell-cell adhesion; brain development.
UUCCAUUUGUGUUUUUCUCAUCUAAUGGGUUCAUCCUCUUGUUUGCACAGAACCGCAUUGAAGUGAGCGGUGGAGAGCUGAGAUUUUCCAAGCUAGUCCUGGAGGACUCUGGCAUGUAUCAGUGUGUGGCUGAGAACAAGCAUGGCACAGUAUAUGCAAGUGCUGAAUUAACAGUGCAAGCCUUAGCACCAGAUUUUAGACUAAACCCAGUGAAGCAACUGAUCCCUGCAGCCCGAAGCGGGAAGGUCAUCAUCCCAUGCCAACCAAGAGCAGCACCAAAAGCCACCAUUCUCUGGACCAAAGGCACUGAACUUCUGAUCAACAGUAGCAGGGUGACUAUUACCACAGAUGGCACCUUGAUCCUCCAGAACAUCAGCAAAUCUGAUGAGGGGAAGUACACCUGCUUUGCUGAGAAUUUCAUGGGCAAAGCCAACAGUACUGGGAUCCUCUCUGUUCGAGAUGCCACCAAAAUCACAUUGGCACCAUCUAGUGCUGACAUCAAUGUGGGUGAAAACCUUACUCUGCAAUGUCACGCAUCUCACGAUCCAACCAUGGACCUGACCUUCACCUGGUCGCUUGAUGACCUCCCCAUUGACUUUGACAAGUCGGAGGGGCACUACCGGCGAGCCAGCGCGAAGGAAGCCGUUGGGGACCUCAGCAUCUUCAACACGCAGCUGAAGCACUCGGGGCGAUACACAUGUACAGCCCAGACUGUUGUGGACAGCGCGUCGGAGUCAGCCACACUCACUGUCAGAGGCCCCCCAGGCCCCCCGGGGGGGGUGGUGGUGAGAGACAUCGGUGACACCACUGUCCAGCUGAGCUGGAGCCGGGGCUUUGACAACCACAGCCCCAUCGCCAGGUACAUCGUGGAGGCACGGACCCUCCUCUCCAGCAAAUGGAAGCAAAUGCGGACCAAUCCUGUAAAUAUUGAAGGCAACGCAGAGACAGCCCAGGUGGUGAACCUCAUUCCUUGGAUGGAUUAUGAGUUCCGGGUCUUAGCAAGCAACAUCCUUGGAGUUGGGGAGCCGAGUUUACCCUCCAGCAAAAUCCGUACCAAAGAAGCAGCACCUACUGUGGCACCAUCUGGGCUCAGCGGAGGCGGAGGGGCUCCCAACGAGCUGAUCAUCAACUGGACGCCCACGCUGCGGGACUACCAGAACGGAGACGGCUUCGGCUACAUCUUGUCCUUCCGCAAGAGGGGCACGGAGGGGUGGCUGACAGCCCGGGUGCCACGCGCCGAGUCGCUGCACUACGUGUACCGCAACGAGAGCAUCGGCCCCUACACCCCCUUCGAAGUGAAGAUCAAAGCGUACAACAGGAGGGGAGAGGGCCCAGAGAGCCUCACCGCCAUCGUGUACUCUGCAGAGGAAGAACCCAAAGUGGCUCCGUUCAGAGUUAUAGCCAAGGCUGUUCUGUCCUCAGAAAUGGAUGUAUCCUGGGAGCCCAUUGAGCAGGGAGACAUGACCGGAGUGCUGCUGGGCUACGAGAUCCGGUACUGGAAGGAUGGUGACAAAGAGGAGGCAGCUGACAGGGUGAGGACCGCGGGGCUGGUCACAUCGGCUCAUGUAACGGGCCUGAACCCCAACACCAAGUACCACGUGUCGGUCAGAGCUUACAACCGGGCGGGCACCGGCCCCCCCAGCCCCUCCACCAACGUCACGACCACGAAGCCACCACCAAAGAGGCCACCUGGCAACAUCUCCUGGACUUUUUCUGGGUCUACAGUCAGCAUCAAGUGGGACCCAGUGGUGGCAAAGGCGGAGGAGUCUGCAGUUACGGGCUACAAGAUGCUCUACAGGCAGGAUUCCCACUCUGCUCCCACACUGUACCUGGCCAGCAAGAACCAGCUCGACAUCCCUGUCCCUGAAGACUUCACUCACGCCUUUGUCCAGAUCAGGGUGACGGGCCCCGGGGGAGACGGAAUCCCAGCGGAGGUUCACAUCCUCCGCAACAGUGGGACAAGUAUGAUGGUGGAAGACUCCGUGACGAGGCCAGUGCCACACGCUGUCGUCGUCACAACUAACUCUCUGGCAAUGGUGGCCCUGAUCAGGUACCUGGAGCUCUGA